This is a messenger RNA of Triplophysa dalaica, 2404 nucleotides long. RefSeq names its product N-alpha-acetyltransferase 35, NatC auxiliary subunit (gene naa35). Gene Ontology annotation, biological process: N-terminal peptidyl-methionine acetylation. Bases 141 to 2315 code for a protein of 724 amino acids. The record is from RefSeq and is a predicted model, not a curated record. Gene Ontology annotation, cellular component: NatC complex. The transcript is spliced from 23 exons. NCBI's taxonomy places the organism in Eukaryota, Metazoa, Chordata, Actinopteri, Cypriniformes, Nemacheilidae.
CGACAGUGCUGAAUAUUUGCCAUAGCGCAUAAAGCCUGACCAUCAAAAGGAAUUCAUAUAUUUUCUUUUUAAAUUUCCUUUUGGUAGUGAAGGUAUAUCUUCAUUCUUCCUGUAUUAUAAACAUAAAACAAGCUGUCUCCAUGGUGAUGAAGUCAUCAGUAGAGGAGGAGGAGGGAGGCUGGGGCCUAGGAAUCCCAGAAAAGAUGAGAAACAAUGCCAACUGGGUAGACAUUACCCAAGACUUCAAAGGAGCUUGUAAAGAACUUAAACUUGGCGAGUUGCUACAUGAUAAACUAUUUGGUCUGUUUGAGGCAAUGUCAGCCAUUGAGAUGAUGGAUCCUAAAAUGGAUGCGGGGAUGAUCGGAAACCAAGUUAACCGUAAAGUUCUCAACUUUGAACAGGCCGUUAAGGACGAGGCCAUUAGAGUGAAAGACCUGAGUGUUCCUGAGCUCAUCGGGAUCAUGGACACAUGUUUCUGUUGUCUGAUCACAUGGCUGGAAGGUCAUUCCCUCGCUCAGACCGUGUUUACAUGUCUGUAUGUUCAUAACCCGGAUCUGAUUCAAGACCCUGGUCUUAAAGCAUUUGCAUUAGGCAUCCUCAAAAUAUGUGACAUUGCCCGUGAGAAAGUCAACAAAGCCGCUGUGUUUGAGGAGGAAGACUUUCAGGCGAUGACAUACGGCUUUAAAAUGGCAAAUAAUGUAACGGAUUUGAGAGUUACAGGUAUGCUAAAAGAUGUUGAGGAAGAACUUCAACGGAAAGUAAAGAGCACACGCAGUCGACAGGGUGAACAGAGAGAUCCUGAAGUGGAGCUGGAUCAUCAGCAGUGUGCGGCUCUCUUCAGCCGUGUUAAAUUCACCCGUCUGCUGCUCAGCGCACUUAUUUCCUUCACUAAAAAAGAGACGAGUGCUGUUGGUGAAGCACAGAAGCUGAUGACACAGGCAGCUGAUUUACUGCCUGCGAUACACUCCACCAUCCAGUAUGGGAUACAGUCACAGAAUGACACCACCAAAGGAGAUCAUCCGAUCAUGAUGGGUUUUGAGCCGCUGGUUAACCAACGUCUGCUGCCCCCCACUUUCCCACGCUAUGCCAAGAUUAUCAAGAGAGAGGAAAUGGUCAACUACUUCAGUAAACUUAUCGAGCGCAUUAAAACCAUCUGUGAAGUCAUCAACAUAGCAAACCUGCACAGUAUCUUGGAUUUCUUCUGUGAGUUCAGUGAGCAGUCUCCAUGUGUUCUUUCUAGAUCAUUGCUGCAGACCACGUUUCUGAUUGACAAUAGGAAAGUGUUUGGGACUCAUCUGAUACAGGACAUGAUCAAGGAUGCACUGCGACAUUUUGUCAGCCCUCCCGUUCUGUCCACAAAAUGCAGUUUGAACAAUAACCAUCAGGCUAAAGAUUACAUUGACUCCUUCGUCACACACUGCUCACGGCCAUUCUGCAGCCUCAUCCAGAUUCACGGACACAACAGAGCACGACAGAGAGACAAACUGGGUCACAUACUGGAGGAGUUUGCCACCCUUCAGGAUGAGGCUGAGAAGGUGGAUGCUGCUCUUCACGGCCUGCUGAUGAAGCUGGAACCUCAGAGGCAGCAUUUGGCAUGUCUGGGCACCUGGAUCCUCUAUCACAACCUGAGAAUCAUGAUCCAGUAUCUACUCAGUGGUUUUGAGCUGGAGCUGUACAGCAUGCAUGAGUAUUAUUACAUUUACUGGUAUCUAUCUGAGUUUCUGUAUGCAUGGCUGAUGUCAACGUUGAGUCGAGCGGACAGCUCUCAGAUGGCAGAGGAGAGAAUUCUAGAAGAACAGCUUAAAGUUCGGAGCAGCAAGAAAAGCAAAAAGAAGAAGAAAGUUCGCCCUUUGAGUAAAGAGAUCAGCAUGAGUCAAGCUUACCAAAACAUGUGUGCUGGCAUGUACAAGACAAUGAUAGCGCUCGAUAUGGACAGGAAGGUACGUAAACCUCAGUUUGAGCUGGACAGUGAGCAGGUCCGUUACGAGCAUCGUUUCGCUCCCUUCAACAGCGUCGUCACACCGCCUCCUGUGCACUAUAUACAGUUUAAGGAAAUGUCUGAUUUAAAGAAGUACAAUCCUCCUCCUCGCUCAGCGGAUCUCUACAUGGCAGCCAGCAAACAUUUCCAGCAGGCCAAACUCAUACUUGAAAACAUCACCAGCCCAGAUGCAGAGGUCAAUCGCAUUCUUAAAGUGGCCAAACCCAAUAUUGUGGUAAUGAAACUGCUGGCUGGAGGACACAAGAAGGAGACCAAGGCACUUCCUGAAUUCGACUUUUCCGCACACAAAUACUUUCCUGUAGUGAAGAUAAUUUGAGAAGAACCAUGAUUACAGCAGAAACUCCUUCAAAGCAUGGACUGAACAUUUAUUGUGGCCACUGAAUAAAAUACCAGCCAUAACUUUAA